Messenger RNA from Colletotrichum truncatum, 2019 nucleotides. Its product is annotated as FYVE zinc finger. NCBI's taxonomy places the organism in Eukaryota, Fungi, Ascomycota, Sordariomycetes, Glomerellales, Glomerellaceae. Gene Ontology annotation, molecular function: metal ion binding. The record is from RefSeq and is a predicted model, not a curated record.
AUGUCCGGCCGCAAGCUGGGAGGCGGCCGCAUCUUAGGCAGCGGCAAAGGCCUCGCCCCUCCCACGCCUCCCGCAGUCCAGGGCCACCGACGAACACCAAGUCCCUUUGCUCCCUCCGAGAGUACCCUGUCACUCAAUUCAUCUUCGGCUUCGCCUCCUGUGUCGAGUCCUCUGCCCGAUUACCCUCAGGAUCUGACGUCAAACAUCAGUGUUGGGGGUCCCUCGCGGUCCGCCACCUCUGGUUCGAAGCUGGUCUGCCCAAUAUGCGAAGAGGAAAUGUUGACGCUGCUUCAACUGAACAGACAUAUCGACGACAACCAUCAAGAACUGCCCGAGGUCGAACAGGAUGAAGUCAGGACAUGGUUCGAUAAGCAGGUGCUUAAAGCCAAGAAAUUCCAACCUCUUUCGAUAAUCAACCAAAAGCUUCGAGGGCUCGAUGUCUUUGAAUCGAACGAGUCCAUGCCAAUUGCCCCGCCAACAACGGCGAAGCUCAUUGAAGGCCCGAUCGAUCCGGAUGAGCUGAUCACGCGGUCGCAUUGGCAGCGCCAAACGAGCAACGACCGAUGCACCGACCCAACAUGCGCGAAAGGACUGGGAGCGGUAAACGGGAGCAUCAACUGCAGAAAUUGCGGCAGAUUGUUCUGCGAGGAACACACCAUGUACCAAAUGAGGUUAUCUAGGUCCGCCCAGCAUGAUCCUGUGCGGGGGUACUGGGUCAGAGUGUGCGAGACGUGCUACAAAUCACGCGACGGCUACAACGACCACAACGGCGUGCUAGUCGACCACACAUCAACUUUUGCAGAAAUGCGACGGAAGAGGGUGGAGAGGCAGAACUUGGAGGUGGCCCGACUGGAGAAGCGUUUAACGAAGCUUACGCAACUGCUUGCGAAUGCGCCCGAGGACGUCACGGCCAAUGGUGGGAACCUGCUUUCGCCGGUAGCGAGCUUGACUGGCCAAAAAAACCAGAGAAAGUUAUUGGAGCAAUCGGUUGUCACCUGGGAGGACGAUGCUUCUGUCACACAAUGCCCAUUCUGCCAGCAAGAGUUCGGAUCGUGGACGUUUAGGCGGCACCACUGUCGGAUAUGCGGGCGGGUGGUUUGCGCCGACCCAUUGACGGGUUGCUCGAGCGAGGUGGGCUUGAGCGUAGCUAAUCCCAUGAAUCCUACGACGGAGAAGCCGCCUACGGCAGCACGACCCGGUCAGAUGAGUGUCGAUAUUCGCAUGUGUCGCGAUUGUAACCACACGAUAUUCUCAAAACGAGACUUCGCCGCCACUAUCUUGCAUAAACCGCCCGACCAGCGCGCCUACGAAACGCUUCGGCAGUUCGAGCGUGGCAUUCGCCAGCUUAUGCCUAUUUUCCAACGAACCUUGCUGGCUCUUCAACCGGAGGGCGAGGAUGGUUCGGAUACCUCCAAGCCACCUCCUACUCAUGCGCAGAUUCAAGAAGCAUCGAAAAUUCGAAAACGUCUCACCGACGCCUUUACGAAGUACGAUACGGCGGCACGUCGCUUGCGGGAUAUGAAGACGACGUCCAAAACGCAACUGCGCCUACAACAGGCCGUCUACGCGGCCGCCUCGACCUUCCUGCAUACCCAUAUGCUGACGCUCAAAUCUGUUCCGCAGAUCUUGCGGUCUCGAUCGUCGCACUCAUCACGGCUACUUGCUCUGCAGUCGGGUAGCGCCAACGGCUCCUCGUCGUCUUUGCACCUAUCGCCCCUCCGCAACGGAGAACUCGCCGAGUCCGAGACGGCAAGCCAAGCGAGCGAGGCCAGCACCGCCGUAUCGCAGCUCGAAACGGAAGAAAAGGAGGCGCGGGAGCGUCUGGUAGUGCUCGAGGAGCAACGGUUCAUGGUACAGCAGAUGGUGGAUUCCGCGCGCGGAGCGAGACGGUUCGAGGAGGUCAGCGCACUUACACGCAACGUCGAGGAGCUCGACAAGGAAAUCGAACAGGCCAAGAGACUUGUGGGUGGCGUUGAAGAGCGGUGGGAGGGGCUGUACGCGUCCGGUCUGACGCGAUAA